This is a messenger RNA of Betta splendens (Siamese fighting fish), 2697 nucleotides long. Its product is annotated as ADP-ribosylation factor-like protein 6. The transcript is spliced from 7 exons. Gene Ontology annotation, molecular function: GTP binding; GTPase activity. Bases 1391 to 2176 code for a protein of 261 amino acids. Gene Ontology annotation, biological process: protein localization to cilium; cilium assembly; intracellular protein transport. Gene Ontology annotation, cellular component: cytoplasm; axoneme. NCBI's taxonomy places the organism in Eukaryota, Metazoa, Chordata, Actinopteri, Anabantiformes, Osphronemidae. The record is from RefSeq and is a predicted model, not a curated record.
UUAAGCGGGAGAAUGAACAUUAACAGCAGCAUCAUAACUCAUCAUGUGUCAUUUUAACACACACACACACUGAAGUAUACACACAGAAUGCCUUACAGUCCGUUAACCAUGCAAGACAGGAACGCUUUGGAGGAGCUCCUACGUUUGGGUGCAGUCACAGGACCUAGCCAUUAGUUUGAGUUGUAUUCCAUAUUCAAGAGAACAACCGCCCCUCUGCACCUGUGGGUUUGAUUCCAAGCUGCGGCUGGGUGAUUAAUGUCGGAGGCAAACUGGAUCCGGAGAUCUGUUCCUAUCGGACACAGUGUGGUUAUGCAUCCAGGAUGCCCCCCCACACACACGCACACACAUCUGCACACACAUGCUCACAGUCACCACCCCCUCUACAGAUUAUGGAAACUAUCAGAUGCUGUUUGUUUAGCAUGUUCUACUGCUGAGCAAUGUUAGAACGUUCUUUUGUACAAAGUACAAGUAUACUUAUAAUUCUUGUAUUUUAUUUUUCUAUUAUUUCCAAAGAGAUGUUGUAGAUCUUGCACACUGUAAGAGGCAGUUACAGCGAUUUUUAUUUGCAAAUAAAGAUGACCAGUUCUGGUGGGUGACUGCUCAUUUCAUUUCGUUUGGAUUUUUACCUUGGACAAGGAACGAGAAUAAAAAUCAACUAGUGUUGUUGUAAAAGGGGGGAAAAAGGAAAGUCAAACAGUGUUUGGUGGUAAAUCACACAGUCUAUGCUGCAAUAUAAUAAAAUGUAAUGAUAAAUAUUAUUGAACUUUUAUUAUCUUUUUCCAAUCUGGCAACAUGAACAACAUUGUACACUUCACUAGUGGCCAAAAGGUGGCGCUGUUGGUCUUCCUAAACUUCAUUGUGAAAAAUAAUGAUUAUUAUUGAUCUAUAAUUUGUAGAAGAUUAGUUCAUAAACUUUUAGCUUUAUGAACCCUCAAUAUUUUGAAUGUAUUGUAGACCUCCUGGCUGUGAACCGCACAGACUUGGUGAGUGAGCAGGUGAUGCACAAGCAGCUGCUGCUGUAGUGUAUUCGUGUCACUGUGUUCAAAAGGGCCCGAAGCUUUAAGGGGGCCCUUGGAGAGCUAAGUGUAAUAAAUCAAAUGCACCAAGAUGGGGGGUCUAGGACGCUCCCUGCUCCAUGAUCAGGUCACUGGGUGGUGCACAGAGCUUAAGACUCUAAUAGGAUUACCUGUGACAAGCUGGGAAGCCCAGGCGGCAUCUCAGCCUGUGAUCCUCUUCCCAGCAAAUGGGAGCACACUGUUCACCCCCCUGUUUAUCAUCAUUGUCUCAAGAGAAUGUGCAGAUCUAAUGCUUUUUAUUUUCUGUGAUCAGAUCAGAGCGUCUAUGGGUUGAUGCAUUAACUUCAUGACCGGUGUUGCGUUAACUGGGUCUAAUGGGGCUGCUGGACAAACUGUCAGGAUGGCUCGGCCUGAGGAAGAAGGAGGUCAACGUGUUGUGCCUGGGGCUGGACAACAGCGGGAAAACUACCAUCAUCAACCAACUGAAACCUGCUAAUCAUUCGAAUCAUUUAGGCCCAUUGUCAGAGGAGUGGAAACAUGUUAGUCAGACACAGGCGCAGGAAAUAGUCCCAACCAUUGGCUUCAACAUAGAAAAGUUCAAGAGUUCUAGCCUGUCCUUCACAGUGUUCGACAUGUCGGGACAGACCAGAUACAGGAACUUGUGGGAGCAUUAUUACAAAGACAGCCACGCCAUCAUAUUCGUCAUCGACAGCGGCGAUAAACUGAGAAUGGUCGUUGCCAAAGAGGAGCUUGAUACUGUCCUCAAGCACGAAGAUAUCUGCAGCAGGAAGUUACCAGUGUUGUUCUUCGCUAACAAGAUGGAUCUGCGAGACGCCAUGUCUUCCGUCAAAGUUUCGCAGAUGCUGUGUUUGGAGAACAUCAGAGACAAACCGUGGCACAUCUGUGCCAGCAAUGCUAUCAAAGGAGAGGGCCUCCAGGAGGGGCUGGACUGGCUACAAGGUAAGGUGUCAGUUCAGUGUAACGAGCCUGUCUGCAUCCUGUCUGCACCACCUUCUUUAAAAUUACCUUCUUCUCUUUCUUCAUAUUAUAGAACAAAUUGCACAGUAAGUAUCUGUGAUGCUGUUGGUGGUAGAUCGUAUCUGUCUCUGGGUGGGAUUUAUAUGGUUGCAUAUUGUUUUUUAGGGUGUAUUCAACUCUAAAAUGACUGACCUGGUAAAAUUAAAUCCCAUCCACACAGAGUUUGUGUGGUGUCCAUCUUUCAGUUAGUUGGCGUUGUGUGCAUUACCUCUGUGUAGCUUAUUUAAUUUUACAACAGUGCUAUGACCUGUAAGAGCACAUUGUUCAAUUCAUGACAGGUUUUUGAGGUUGAAUCUAUAUCUAAAACUAAUUUUGUUGUUUUUUUCCCUCGUGGCAGAUCAGAUCAAGCUAAUGAACAUAUGAAUGACUGAAAUGCCUGAGACCACGGACAGUGUGGAGUUGGUAUCUGGAUCUCAUUCACCUCUUGGAGUACUCAUCACACUUGAUGUAGUAGGCCUUAAACCUCAAUGUCAACUAUCCUAGUACUUCAUGUAUUAAUUAUUAGUAUAUUUCUAGCUCUUAGUAAUAGUACAAUGUAUAAUACAUGGUUAAAAACAACUAAUGUACUACUAUAAAUUAGAUUGUUAGAUUUAAACAUAUGUAUCUGAAGAUGCUUUUUAUAUUCUGUGACACAUGCUUUAUU